Molecule: messenger RNA, 744 nt
Organism: Cicer arietinum (chickpea)
Lineage: Eukaryota; Viridiplantae; Streptophyta; Magnoliopsida; Fabales; Fabaceae
Product: protein NONRESPONDING TO OXYLIPINS 2, mitochondrial
Source: RefSeq, a predicted model, not a curated record
UCCAAAAAGAGAAUUAUUAUUUAUUUAAGUUUAAUUAAAAAAGAAAAGGACAAAAAGAACGAAAAACCUCUCCUUUUGUGUUGUUGAAAAACCCUAGCUCAGGUGUGUGUGAAUUUUUCGGUGGCGGUGAUUUCUCCAAUGGCUUCUCGUUAUAGAUCAUUUUCUCAACCAGCAUUCUCCCUAAUUAAAUCCACCAUUUCCAAGCCCAAAUCCUCACCCUUUCUCCUCAAAACUCGUACUUCCGUCACCGUCAGGUCAGUUGCGGAGCUUGGUUGCGUGCAGUCGCUACUUCCAUUGCACUCGGCGGUUUCUUCAGCGCGCCUCACUUCUUGCCUCGGCAUCGAUUCAAGGAGUUCAAAGUCUUUGUCUCAGGGUAUGCUUUGCAGUGCCGACCCCGGAGUUUGAUUUAUCCGAUACUUUUUAUCUCCUUUCUUAUCUAAAUGGGACUUGGCACACCACGAUAAGAGAUUUGGAAGACUGGUGGUGUUUGAUGGACUAGAGUCAUCAUCGUUCACUUUGCUAGGAUGCCCUUUUGUUAAUUAUUUUGAAGUUUUUUGACAGAUCAUUGUAACAGGUAUAUAAUUGGAAGGAUCUUUCCAUCUUCUACUUACAAUUUCUGAAUUUCAAUGAUUUCUUAUAAUUUUUUUUUACCAUUUCACUGUUACUUGUUAGUUGUUUCCAAAUUCAAACUUUGCCGCCAGGACUUGGUGAAUAAAAUCAAAGUUUCACUGAUUCAACUUGUUA